AUGGACUUUGCACGUAAAUACUCGUUUGGGAUAAUGCUGAUUUGUGGGGAGGGUCCGUGGAAGGGUCCGUUCAAGAUCAAGGGUUUAUGGCUGUUCCGUGGACCGGAGAUCCCGAAGCUCAUAAUGGACGAGAUGUACGACAUGGAGCUUUACGAGUGGACUAAGGUUGACAUCUCAGAUGAAGCCCACAAGGAGCGUGUUAGCCAGAUGAUCCAAGACUCAAACCCAUUUGAAAGCGAAGCUCUCUUGGACGCCAAGUGCUUCAUGUGA
Molecule: messenger RNA, 270 nt
Organism: Microthlaspi erraticum
Lineage: Eukaryota; Viridiplantae; Streptophyta; Magnoliopsida; Brassicales; Brassicaceae
Source: the annotation of a GenBank genome assembly